This is a messenger RNA of Daphnia magna, 5034 nucleotides long. It is a transcript of the gene Tnpo, whose product is annotated as transportin-1. Gene Ontology annotation, molecular function: nuclear import signal receptor activity; small GTPase binding. The coding region runs from base 92 to 2821 and encodes 909 amino acids. The transcript is spliced from 19 exons. Gene Ontology annotation, biological process: protein import into nucleus. The record is from RefSeq and is a predicted model, not a curated record. Gene Ontology annotation, cellular component: cytoplasm; nucleus. Lineage: Eukaryota; Metazoa; Arthropoda; Branchiopoda; Diplostraca; Daphniidae.
AGGGAUAGAAUGCCUUAGUACUGUAGGGCGGGGGAUGGACAGGCUUUUGCUAUCUAGUAGGCAUUAGCUAUGAUUUCAUGAGUCUUGGUUAAUGUUCAACAUGGCCGAAACUUGGUCGCCACAAGAAGAUGGCCUGUGUCAAAUCUUACAGUUACUAAAAGAAUCCCAAUCACCCGACAAUGCUACACAACGUGCAGUUCAACAGAAAUUGGAAGAACUUAACAAAUAUCCAGAUUUCAACAACUACCUGAUAUUUGUUUUGACCAAGCUCACAUCAGAAGAUGAACCCACCAGAUCACUUAGUGGAUUGAUCUUGAAGAACAAUGUGCGAGCCCACUUCCAUAAAUUUCCUGCUCCUGUAGCAGAUUUCAUUCGUAAUGAAUGCCUGUCUGCUAUAGGAGACCCAUCACCUCUUAUACGGGCAACAGUUGGUAUUCUCAUUACUACCAUCUCCUCGAGAGGGGAACUGGCAAAUUGGCCAGAACUGUUGCCCAAGCUUUGCCAAAUGCUGGACUCUCAGGACUAUAAUGUCUGUGAAGGUGCGUUUGGAGCUCUUCAAAAAAUAUGUGAAGAUUCAUCAGAAAUCCUUGACAGUGAUGCCCUAAAUAGGCCAUUAAACAUUCUGAUUCCUAAAUUUCUUCAGUUUUUCCAACACAGUAGUUCAAAAAUCAGAUCACAUGCCUUGGCCUGUGUGAAUCAGUUCAUCAUGAGUCGGACGCAAGCUUUAAUGAUCCACAUAGAUGCAUUUCUGCAGGGUUUGAUGCAUUUGGCUGCUGAUGAUGACGCGGAAGUUCGUAAAAAUGUUUGCCGAGCGUUAGUUAUGCUUCUCGAUGUACGAAUGGAUCGGCUAGUUCCUCACAUGCAUAAUAUAAUUGAGUACAUGCUAGGCAGGACACAAGAUGGAAAUGAAACAGUUGCCUUAGAGGCUUGCGAAUUUUGGCUUUCGCUGGCAGAUCAGCCCAUUUGUAAAGAAGUUCUCAGCCCUCACCUUGCGAGGUUGGUUCCAGUUUUGGUUAAAGGGAUGAGAUACUCGGAAAUCGACAUUAUCCUUCUCAAGGGAGAUGUUGAAGAAGAUGAAAUGAUACCCGAUCGAGAGCAAGACAUUCGACCACGCUUUCACAAAUCUCGUACUCAUACGCUUCAUCGCGAAGGUGCCGAAAGUGGCCGUCCUGCCAAUGCUGAUGGAGAAAUUCCUGAAGAUGAAGAAGAUCUUGAGGAUGGCGACGAAGACGACGGCAUGGACUCGGAUAGCGCGCUGUCGGAUUGGAAUCUAAGAAAAUGCAGUGCCGCCGCUCUUGACGUUUUAGCAAAUGUUUUUAAAGACGAUUUGCUUCCUGUUCUUUUGCCGAUUCUGAAAGAGACACUUUUCCAUGCGGAUUGGGAGAUAAAAGAGUCUGGAAUUUUGGCACUUGGAGCGAUUGCCGAAGGUUGCAUGACAGGAAUGGUAGCUCAUCUUCCUGAGCUAGUCCCCUUCUUAAUCAACUGUCUGUCAGAGAAAAAAGCGCUGGUCCGUGCCAUCACUUGCUGGACUCUAAGUCGCUAUGCUCAUUGGGUUGUAGGCCAACCUCAUGAUCAGUAUUUGAAACCGCUAAUGACUGAGUUGCUAAAACGGAUCUUAGAUGGCAACAAGCGAGUUCAAGAGGCCGCUUGUUCGGCCUUUGCCACUCUUGAGGAAGAAGCAUGCACAGAAUUAGUACCCUAUUUGGGUUUCAUUCUGGAGACGCUUGUCUACGCUUUUAGCAAAUACCAGCAUAAGAACUUACUGAUUCUUUACGACGCAAUCGGUACGCUAGCAGAUUCCGUGGGUCACCAUUUAAACAAGCCCGACUACAUCAAUCUGCUGAUGCCCCCCCUAAUCACGAAGUGGAACGUGCUAAAGGACGAAGACAAGGAUUUGUUUCCAUUACUUGAAUGUUUAUCCAGUGUGGCAACUGCAUUGCAGUCUGGAUUUCUCCCCUACUGUGAACCAGUAUUUCGCCGCUGCAUAUCUUUAGUGGAGCAGACACUUAAUCAGCACAUUGCUAGUAUGCAGCAGCCCGAUCAGUUUGAAGCGCCUGACAAGGACUUCAUGAUUGUAGCCCUUGAUCUCUUGUCCGGACUAACAGAAGGACUAGGCGGACAUAUUGAACGUCUUAUAGUCGCUUCAAAUAUUAUGCAGCUUCUUUAUCAGAGCAUGCAGGAUCCCAUGCCUGAAGUUCGCCAGUCUUCGUUUGCUUUAUUGGGUGACUUGACAAAAGCUUGUUUUCAACAUGUUCUGUCAUGCUUACCCGAAUUUCUGCCUAUUCUUGGACAAAACUUGAAUCCUGAAUUUAUCUCGGUUUGUAACAACGCUACUUGGGCAAUUGGUGAGAUCGCGGUAAAACUCGGAAAUGAAAUGCACAAUUAUAUACCGUUGUUUCUGACUCAGUUAAUUGCCAUCAUCAAUCGACCUAAUACACCAAAAACGUUGUUGGAAAAUACCGCCAUUACCUUAGGUCGUCUGGGCUUUGUGUGUCCCCACGACGUGGCUCCUCAUUUGCAACAGUUCGCCCAACGAUGGUGCAUGUCGCUUCGCAACAUUCGAGAUAAUGAGGAGAAAGAUUCCGCCUUUCGGGGAAUGUGCAACAUGAUUGCUGUUAACCCUGGCGGAAUCGUUCAUGAUUUCAUCUUCUUUUGUGACGCCGUCGCCUCCUGGGUCAGUCCCCGACCUGACCUGAAGGAACAGUUUGUCAAAAUUCUCCAAGGCUUUAAAAGUCAAGUUGGUGAGGAGGGCUGGAAACGUUUCACGGAUCAAUUUCCACCACCGCUUCGCGAAAGAAUGUCGCAGCAAUAUGGUGUCUGAUAGUGCGGCAGCCGUCUACUUCCGUCACAAAUAAUUGGCGGUGAUGGUAUCUGUUGCACGGCAAAAGAGAGAUCACGCAAAUGAUAAAAGAAGAAAUCAUAUUAAAAAAAUAAUAACAAAAACAAAACAAACAAACAAAAAAAAAACUAAACAAAACACAAAAAAAAAAAAAAAAAACAAAGGAAAAAGGAAGAAAGAAAAAAAAAAAAAAAAAAGAGGGAAACUGUGUUUAGCGUUUUCCCGUCAGGCCAAAAAUAUAAUCGAUUUUUGCGGCUGAUUUCCCUACCGAAGUUCGUCAUGUCAUACCAUGGUGAAGUUAUUCUUUAUUUCUCGUAACACAUCUUGAUUUCCCUCCUUCGUUUUUUUUUUUUUUUUUUCCUCUGUUCUCGUUUCUCUAUUUUUUCUUUCUCUUUUCAAGCCUUUCCGAGGCUCUCUUAGCAUAGAUGCCGUACUCCUUUAUCCUUUUAAGAAAUUAGGUAUGAAAAUGUCUGACUGUUUUGGAUGUGGUCAAGAACCACUAUCCAAGAUUGCAGAUAGUAUGAAGGUUUAAUGCGUCCAAGUUAGAUUUCUUUGUAUGCUUAAUUUUGGUUUUUGUGGCCUGAAUCCGUAUCGACAGUCGGAAUGUCAUUUUGAUUUGUCGGCCUCGAGGCCUCGGCCAAUCAUUUUCUGUUAUGCUAUUGUAAUGGUUCUUUGCUUUUUUGCAUCCAACCUUGUCAGACGAGAGUUUUCGUAAGAAGGCCUAGGUGUACGUUCGUGUUAGUUUGUACUUCUCCAUUGUUUGUUUAAACUUCGUACCACUCGCCUCCAGCGCCAUCCGAUUAAGAAUAGGAGAGGGAAGGGGGGGAGGGCUUCGGUAAUUUUUGCCCCGUCGAUUCAAAGCGUUUUCGAUGUACUUAAACGCCAAAACAGUAGCGUCGUUCGCGCCCCGUUGUCUUUUUGUUCGAAUUCAAUGGUUUGUUCCUCCAAUUGAUACCCAAGUAAAUCAAAGUUCAUUACUAUUAGCGUUCCACUUUGAAAAAUUCGUUAGGGGGAAUUGUUUGCUUUUUAAAAAAGGGAAAUAAGUCUGUGAUAUCUGCACGCAAUGCUCAUCACUUUUUGUCGGAAUGCGUCAGUGCGAAUGAGGGAAGUCGUUUUUUUAAAUAAUAACUUGAUGCUUAAAAAAUAAUAAAGACCAUUACUUGAAAAUUGAGUCAACCAAACUCGACCCCAAUUUCAGAUGAGGCGCGAACCUUUUUUUUUUUUUUUUUACAUUAUUAUUAUUAUUUUAAAAUUCCAGGGUCGUGAUUUGUUGUUGCGCGUUAUACGGGUUGGGUAUAGGGAAAUCGUUAAACAUUAAAAAAAUUUCCUUUCUCCAUUUAGGCUUAUCCGCUAUAGCAAGGGGAUAUAAUUCUUUUUUUUCUUUUUUUUUUUUUUUUAUUUAUUUAUUUUUUUUUUUGUCUUCUAGUCUUUAAGGUCACAGUAACUUCAAAGAGGACCCAUUUAUUACCUUUUUUCCAUCUUUUUUUUUAUUUGUUUUUUUUUUCUAAUGGCGUUAUUAGGGACUUGCUCUGAAUAUUCAUAAUGAAUUUGCUGCUGGAUAAUUGGGCAGGGUAGGAAAUAAGAUGUCAAGCUGGUCAUGUCACGAAGUCGGACGUUACACUUCUACUUUGUGACUUGAUAUGUUUUGCUUCAAUCAUUUUUCCGUUUCUUUUUCCACCUUCAGAAAUAAAUCUUGAUUUCGUUCUUGAAUUCCCAUCUGCAGCCACGUGUCUCGUCCCCUAGGCCUUCACAAUUCAAUAUUGUAUAACUGCCCACCAUUGUUAGGCUAUUUUAAUGUAUCAGUGUGUGUAUCUUUCCCUAAUUGGUGAAUGUUAGGACUAAAAUCUUCUAUAGAAUGAGUAAAUGGCCAUUAAUCGUACGAGUGUUUUGUUGCUGUGGGAUUUUCACACAUUUAAAUGAUUAAGUUAUACAUUUACCAUCGCUCGUCGUUUGUAGCACUAAAAACUAAACUAUCUUUUCUCUAUUUUCGUAACUGAAUUGGCAGUUCCCUCCCACUGUGUGGCGUAUCAAAUGAUCAAUAGAUUGGGAAUUAGGUAGUUGUAUUUUGUUAUUCCUUUUUUAUUUUUUUAUUCCUUUAAUUUUUUUUUUUUUUUUUCAUUUGUCAUCCUGAUGUCAUCUGAUUGUCUACAAAAACGUAAUCUUUUUAAAUAAAUCGUGGCUAAUCUUUCCGACAA